Molecule: messenger RNA, 2128 nt
Organism: Engraulis encrasicolus (European anchovy)
Lineage: Eukaryota; Metazoa; Chordata; Actinopteri; Clupeiformes; Engraulidae
Product: zinc finger protein 846-like
Exons: 4
Coding region: 53-1069 (338 amino acids)
Biological process (GO): regulation of transcription by RNA polymerase II
Molecular function (GO): DNA-binding transcription factor activity, RNA polymerase II-specific; RNA polymerase II cis-regulatory region sequence-specific DNA binding
Source: RefSeq, a predicted model, not a curated record
UAAUGAAGAAGAGGAGGGAGGAAUACAAGGAGAGGAGGAGGAAGGAGAAAGGAUGCAGGAAGAGGAAGAGGGAGGAGUGGAGGGGGAGGAGGAAGAGAAGGAAGGAAAACGCAGCUUUAGGAAGAGGAAGAUAAGAAGAAGGAGCAGUGAGGAAGAGCAUGAGGAGGAAGAGGAGGAGAAGUCAUAUCAGGACAAGACCAAAAGAAAGAAAGUAAAGAAGAAAGAGGAGGAGAGCGAUGAGGACUGGAUGCCUGAGGACGGAAUGUUGCCUGAGUUGGACCGCCCCUCCUCCUGCUCCGAGGAGUACGAGGAUGAUGAUGAUGAUGAUGAUGACGAUGAAGAGGAACAACAUGAGCUGUGCAGCGACUGCGGCAAAAUGUUCCGGAGUCGACCAAACAAACUGCAUGUCUGCCUCCACAAAACCAAAUCAACAAUGUGCCAAAUAUGCGGCAAAGCAGUGCUGAACGCACGGGGUCUCCGCCUACACAUCGCCCACUUCCAUCACAAACGUCCGCAGUGCAAAUUCUGCUUCAAGCAGUUCAGGUACGUUCAGGAGAAGUUUGAUCAUGAAGAGACUCAUCAGGGAGAGAAACUGAAGUUCUACUGCUCAGAAUGCCCCGAGCGAUUCCGUACCCGCGAGAGUCGAAGUGCUCACAGGAAAACGCACUGGUCAAAUGGCAGGUACACUUGUGAGGUCUGCGAUAAGGUAUUUAAGGUCAUAAAUCAUCUAAAAAGGCACAAGCUGGUUCACUCUGGAAAGAAGCCGUUUGUGUGCAAAGUGUGUGGUCGUUCGUUCAACCAAGACGGCCACCUGAAGUCACACAUGCGCAUGCACACGGGGGAGAGACCCUUUAAGUGCCCGCAGUGUGAGAGGAGCUUCAACCACAACGUCAGCCUCAAGAACCACCUCCAGCGACACCACGGAGCCAAGACUGGCCCAGCUCAACAGGACCAACAGGAGGCUUCCGGAACGCAGCAGGAGGGUUCUAGAACUGACCAAAGUUCCAGAACAUCGGAGCAGGCUUUGUUGAGUAGGCCUGAGGAAGGCCCCAGUCAGAACUCGUUAUAACAUGUUCUAGAACUGACCAAAUUUCCGAAACUUCGGAGUAGACUUUGCAGAACAGAAUUGAGGAAGACACUAGUCAUAACUCCCAUGGCAUGUUCUAGAAGUCUUAGGUAAAUAUUCUGGAUUGUUCUGACCAAAGUUCCGGAACACCUGAAUAGACUUUGCAGAGCAGGCCUGAGAGAAGCCAAGAGGUUAGGUAGCCAGUAGCAUGUUCUAGAACUAACAGAACUGAAGAAUGUUGAAGAAGUUCUGUGAAAAUCUGUCGAAUGUCCUCGAACAUCUAAACAAAUGUUGAACUUUGAGAUUUAAGAAUUUUACAAUAUCAAUGUUUCAUGAGAAGCCACAAAAGGGCUUAUAGUGUUCAGGAGACCCAGCUGAUAAUACAACACAAUAGAAUAAUGUUCAAGAGACUGGUCAUACAAUGCAAGGCAAUGUUACUCAGGUGCUCAUCUGUACCGGGUGAAGUCAAAAUCCUAACAAAGACUAGAGGCGCUCUGAGAUUUGAAAUAAAAAAAUACUAAAAGGCCUGUAAUAUAACACUGUAAACCUGUUUUAAAACAUGGGAUUACUAUACACAUUGUGGCCAUAUUGGCCUUCAUCAGGGCAGGCUCUGCACUGUCCUUCUUUUGUGGAUUAAUAUGUUCAUGUUUUGACCCUUUCAGUGGGUUUUAGAGUAUACAGAACAUUACCUUGAAAUCCACUGACUCAAGCAGACCAGGUGAUUGUUCUUAAUGGUUUGUUUGUGUGCGUGUGUGUGUGUGUGUGUGUGUGUGUGUGUGUGUGUGUGUGUGUGUGUGUGUGUGUGUGUGUGUGUGUGUGUGUGUGUGUGUGUGUGUGUGUGUUUUACCAGUUUCGAAUAGAAAAAAAAGUACCUACCUCAGAAAUGUUAUUGUUCUCUGCCAUUUUGUGUCUUAUUCUUGACAUGUUUUUUUUUUUUUUUUUAAACUCUCAUUACAUAUGUUGUAUCUCCCCAGAAUACAUAGUUACUAUAUGGAUAUAUAGCAGGCCUGUCUGUCAUGGAAAACCACCUCAUUUUCUAUUAAAGGUCUUAUUCUUGACAUA